UGUGUGUUUUGAGUGGUGCAGUACCAGCAUACGACCCACCGUAAGGGGGAGGGAAGGGGGAUGAGCCACUGCUGAAAGAAGAAGGAAAGGCCUUAAAAAUUAAAUAAGUGGGCAAGGCGGUGUCCACCACUACCAGUACAGCCACAACCACAGACCACAGUGGUCGCUGCGCUGAGGCCGAGGUGAGCGCCACUUGGGAGGACGGUAAUAUUUUGUCCUCGAGCUCUGCAUUGUGUGAAGUGUGGUGGUGUGAGCCCCUGGCGGGGUAAGAGAGAAUGCACGGCACCUGCUGGAGGGUGUGAGUGGUGAUUGGAAGUAGCGAGGCGGUGAGGAAGCCAGCAGGGACGUGGUGCCAGCACAGCACAGCACAACACAACACCGCCCACUCAUCCUGUGGCCCCUCCGUGGUGUGUGGCACUCACGCACGCCCUGCGUAUGUCCCGGGCCCUGCAGGGUGCGAGGUGUGAGUGACAGCACAACAGGGAGCACAGGGUGAAUGCCAGGGUCACUCCAAGAUGGAUAAUUCAGAAGUAAAUAAGACUUCAGAUGAAAUUAUAAAUGAGCUCUUUAGUUCAUUAAAUGUCCCACUGUCACCCAAAGUAGUAGAGGUGGAGGAGAGAUUAACAAGCAAAGUUGAGCAGCUGAGUGCACACACUGGAGACUCAGACAACAGCGAGGAUGAUGAGAGUGAUUCUAAGUCCAGUGAGAGUGAAGGAGAGACCAAGACUACAGCAGGAGAAAUGCAAGGUAACAGAGCUGAAAAAAUGAAAUCCCAGAAGAAAAAGAAAGACAAGAGGAAAAAGAAGAAGAAACACAGAAAAAAAGAAGAUGGGGGAAGACAUAAGCACAAGAAAAAAAAGAAAAAGGAAAAUUUUGAAACAGCAGAGGAAGCUAAGCUGGCUGGAGAUAUAUUGCAGGAUGUCAAAUUGAAAAACCAGGCAGUGAUUCAGAAAAUAAUGAUUCGUGAGGAAAUGACAUCUGGCACCAUGGAUGACGGAGAACAUGAAAAGAGGAAAUCAAGAUCCAAAAGUCCUAAAUUGUUAGACACACAGAGUGAAAUUGAUGGGGUAGACAACAAAAAGAAGUUAGUACAAGAAUCACAGAACCCUUGUGAGGAAGUCCAGGUGUCAAACAGGGAAUGCACCACCAGCUUACCUGUGGUGUCAUGUGAAGAUAGAGGUUGUUUUCUUGAAGGUGCCUCCAAGUCAGAUAUACAGCCAUGCCCCACAUAUGAGAGAAGUCCAGGGACAGGAUCUGUGAGUAGGUCAUCACAGGUCAGUCCCACAGCUGCAAGUGAGCACAAAAGGAAACACUUAUCACAUUCCUGCUCCCCAUCACCUGUGAAGAAACAGAAAUCCUCCAGCUCAGUGUCGCCACCAAAGUCCUCCUCCCCUAAAGCUGUGUGCAGACUCAGGUCACCAAGCUCUACAGAAAGGUCAAGAUCAACAUCAGUCAAAGACACCAACUCACGCAGAAGAACAAAAUCAAGGUCACCAUUAGUGAAUCAGUCAGCACAGUCAGACAGGCCUGGGUCAAAGUCCAGGAGGUCUAGGUCAAGGUCCAGGAAGAGGUCGGUGUCCAAGAAAAGGUCAGGCUCAAGGAAAAGGUCCACCUCAAAAUCAAGAAAGAAACUGGAUUCAAAGUUAAAGAAAAGAUCAAGAUCUAGAUCCAAGAAGAGGUCAAGAUCAAGAUCAAGAAAAUCAAGGUCACGAUCAAGAAGAUCAAGGUCACGAUCCAGAAGAAGAUCAAGGUCGUGGUCUAGGAGAAAAGCAAGGUCAAGGUCCAAGAAAAGGUCUAGGUCAAAGUCCAGGAGAGGAUCAAAAUCCAGGCGGAGAUCAAGGUCAAAGUCAAAGAUGAGAUCAAGAUCAAAAUCAAAAUCUAGGAGGAGUUCAAGGUCAAAGUCCAGCAAAAGAUCAGAAUCAAAGUCUGGGAGGAAGUCUGCAUCCAAAUCCAAUAAGUCAAAAUCCAGAGAGAGGUCAAGGUCAAGGUCAAGGAGAAUGUCAGGAUUAAGAGGCUUAAGAUCAGGAUCAAGAUCAAGGUCACAGUCAAGACAGAGGUCAAGCUCAAAGUGUGGCAAGCGGUCCCGGUCCAGGUUGAGGAGGAGGUCCCGGUCCAGGUCCAGUAAGCGGUCCAGGUCCAAGUCCCACAGGUCAAGGUCAAGAGGGUCACAGUCCUACAGGAGGUCGAGAUCCAGGUCAAGUCACAAGAGUUCCCCGGCCAAGGAGAGGUUCGACAUGUUUGCCGUGAUGAGGGAGCGAGCUAGCAGACUUGCUGAGUUGAAGAACCAAGGCAUCCCUGAUGGCUCCCUGGGCAGCCUUCUGUUGUCUGCAGCCGCCAGUGUGCAGCCUAGUGGUGGUGCUGGCAUCCCUCAGUCUGUGCCCACCUCAGAUCCCAGCUCCAUACCCCUCCCCCAGAAAGGUUUCCUCCAGGUUGACUCUCCACCUAAAGAUGAAGCCGUGACAGAAAGCAUUGUCACCAUGGAGGAAGACAAGCCUGCAGGUGCAACCGAGGAAGCCAUCACCUCACUGUCCCAGGAGCAGGACACCAGUAAAGGAAAAGAUGGGAGUAAGAAUAAACAAGAAGAAGGGAAUGAAAAAGCCAAGAUGAAAACCAUAAUCACAAUCAAGAGCUUGAAGGACAGCCUAGUCUUCCAGCAGGCACAAGAGGAGGCUGAAAGGAAAGCAAAGGAAAAGGUUGAUCAGCCAGUAGGUAGUGAGAACAGUAGUGCAGCAGACAGCAGGUGGUGGUACAAGCAGGGAAGCACAGAGAGACACCACCAGGAUGAGGCAGAGCAAGAUGAAGACACGUCCUUGGAAGAAAAAGAGAAAUACCAUGAUAGGAAGGACAGGGCAGAGAGUGAAGAAAAUAUUAAGAAAUACAGGAAAGAGGAAAAGGGGAAAGGGAAUGAAAAGAAGGAAAGGAAACAAGGUGAAGAAAAGCAUAAGGGAGAGAGUUGCAUGAAAGAAAUGCACAUUGAGAGUGAGGUUUUCAAAAAACAAGUUGAAAUAGAAGGCAGAGAGACUGAGGAAAAUACACACACUGAAAAGACCCAAGCAAAUACAGAGGAAACUGAUAUAAAGGUAAAAAUUACCUCAAGGAAAAUGACCAUGACUAAGACUGAAGAGAGAGAGGAGGAUAAGGAAAGCAAGCACUCCAAUAAGACAGAGAAAGAGGAAAGAAAAGGAAGUAAGCAGUCGAGUAAGGUCAAAGAGGGUGAGGAGCAUGAUGGAAAUGACCUAUGUAGUGAAUUGGAAGGUGAGGAAAAAGGAAAUAAACAAUCCAGUAAAACAGAUGAAGAACAUAGUAAGAAAAUUAAGUCAAGUAAAAUGGAUAAGGUAGAGGAGAGCAAGGGAAAUAAACUUGUGAAUAAAGUAGUGGAGGAGGAGGAGGAGGAGGAGGAGGAGGAGGAGGAGGAGGAGGAGGAGGAGGAGGGGGAGGAGGACAAAGUAAAUAAACAAUCCUGUAGAGCAGAAGGGAAGGAGGAGGGAGUCACUGCAAACUUUUCAUCUAGUAAAGGAGAGGAGGAGGAAAGAGAAAACAAACAAUUAAGUAAAACAGAAGAAAAAGAGGAAGAAAAAUUGAACAAACUAUCAAGCAGGAUGGAAGAGGAUAAAAGUAAAGGAACCAAGUCAUCCAAUAAAGCAGAUGAGAGAGAGGAAGGAAUGAAGAGUAGAUAUUCAAGUAAAAUAGAAGACAAGGAGGACAGUAGAGGAAGUAAGGAGUUGAGCAAGGACUUGAGUGGCAAGAAUGGUCACCCACAGCCUGAAGAGGACCCAGCAGACAAAAUAGAAGAAGGCGAAAUAACUAGUGACAAGGAAGAGGAGACUAAACCACCUAGCAAAACUCACAGCAAGAAGUCAAAGAAAGAUAAAUAUAGUGGCAAAGAAAAGAAACGAUCACAUAAAGACAAGAGCAAAAACAAGGAAGAGAAAAAGAAGGCACAUGACAAAAAAAAAGAGCAGGAGAAGGCACGAUCCAAAGACACACACAAGUCCAGGCAGCACUCAAGCAGUUCAGGAUCCAAGGAGCACUCCCACAGCCGCCGCCACAGGAAGCACUCCCGCUCACACUCACGCUCCCGCUCCCACUCCAGAGACCACUCCAGCAGGCAGCACCGCCGAAGCCACUCAAGGUCCAGGUCCAAGUCUCGCUCCAAAAGACGCCGUGAGUCCACUUCUGACCUCAGGGACAAGGUAACCAGGAAGAGGUUGCUGGAAAUUGCUCGUCGGAAUGCGGUGUACCUGAUGCAGAAUGGAUGUCUUCCCCCAAGUGUGGAGAAGGAACAGCUGGUCAAGAUCAAGGCGGGAGGCAAGAGUGUUGACGAGCUCACAGAUUUUUGCAAGCAGUUAGUGGCCAGUGGUAACUAUAGUGAUGUUGAUGUGAGUGAGCCAUCCAUGAGUUCAGAGGAAGAGAACAGCUCGGAGAAGCCCUUCAGUAGUGCCCGUCACCCCUUCAGUGUGCGGGACAGUAAACCCAUCUUGAUGAACAUUAGGAAUGCUCCAAUGCUGCCAACCAAGACUAAUGCUGAGAGACUGGCAGGUCAGGCUAAGCUGCGGGAGCAGUUUCCAGUGUCCAGUGGGUCACAGCACCGCACCAAAGAGAGCGAGUGGGUUCCUGUCACCCCGAAGGAAAAGAAGGAAGAGGACAAAGUGUUCACCAAGCCUGAAGCUCCGUCUGUGGACAUAUCUCAAAUUGUUUCAACAAGACUCAGUGCCAUGAGGAAACUCCAAGAUAAUCCAAAUGACAGUGAGGCAAUCAAGACCCUGAACAAUGUGCAGAAAGAGAUGCAGAACUGGGCACUUAGUAAGCAGGAGCCAGGUCAGUUUACAGGAACAACAGGCGUCAAGGUUCUGUCUCAAGAAGAACUCUCUGCAGGUCACCAGGCCUGGGCCAGGAAGGAACAGUUCAAAGAAGCUGCACCAGUGAGGCCUCACUUUGGACUGAAGAUGCUGCAGAAGAUGGGCUGGUCUCCCGGGGAGGGGCUGGGCAAGAACAAAGAAGGCACCACUGAACCUCUCCUUCUAGAUGUUAAGAUGGACAAAAAAGGAUUUCAUGCACAAGAAGAAGUAACACCAAAGAAGCAGCCAAUACCACUUGUGAAGGAUCUGUCAGGUAAACACCCGGUGUCAGCCCUGGUUGAGCUGUGUUCAAAGCGCAAGUGGUCACCUCCUGACUUUGAAAUGGUGUUUGACUGUGGACCAGACCACAAGAAGAAUUUCCUAAUGAAGGUCAUGGUGAAUGGACAAGAAUUCAAGCCCUCAGUAGCAGCAUCAACCAAGAAGAUGGCAAAAGCUAAUGCUGCAGCAGCUUACCUUCAGUCCCUCGGCCUCUACCCAAAAGAUCCCCGCUAUCCACUGUGAUAAGAGGUUGCAGUGGGUUGACGGUCUCCACCAUUGCUCCCCAGAAGCACAGGACACCUGCUUGACAUCACCUUCAUAUCUGUGAUUUUACCAUCAAAAAUGUGUGUGAUUGUCCAAGUCACAUCAUCAUAUUUACCACUGACCUGGAGAGUGGAGGCACAGCACACUGCCUCUGAACAUUCACUCACUGUGGAGGAAUUGUAAAACUGGGAUGAAGUAAGUUGUUACAAGUUUGUGGAGUGUUCAACUAAGAUUUAUGUCUGAGAAGCAAUGAAGUAUAUGGUCAUGUGUUCUGGUAUACUAUAAUAUAUAUAUAUAUAUAUAUAUAUAUAUAUAUAUAUAUAUAUAUAUAUAUAUAUAUAUAUAUAUAUAUAUAUAUAUAUAUAUAUAUAUAUAUAUAUAUAUAUAUAUAUAUAUAUAUAUAUAUAUAUAUAUAUAUAUAUAUUCCAAGAAAAUAAUAAUUGCACUUGGUAACUGAUCCAUGACAAACUAUUAAAAGACCCAUGAUGUAGAUCUGCAGUGGAAGGUAAAUAUAAUUUAUAUUAAACAUAUAAAAUAAAACAGCUGAGACAUGUUUUUUCUCAUGGUUGCAUUUUAUAGUACUCAUACCUGUGAUUAAGUUAGCAAAUAUUUUGUGGCAGGUUGGUGUAUAUAUUUAUGAAGCUAAAAUUUCUUCAUUGCAAGCCAUGAUACUGAAUAGAAAAAAGGACUCCUAUUUUCCUUCAGGUUGCCAGUGACUUGGCAGGGAAGCAUUAUUUUGUACACAGGCAAGAAUGACACCAUUGUAUAUAGAUUGCUACUUGUCACUUCUGUCCAUGCUUCAUUUCCUGUUUUUUAUUUUAUUAGGUCUUACCUGUUUUUUUAUUUUAUUAGGUCUUAUUUAUUUUUUUGUUUGUGUUUGUGUUUGUUUUGUGAAGAAUUACAUAACCCUAUUUCAAUGCUUUGGUCAGUAAUAAAACUUUGUAUGAGGAUGUAUUGUAUGGGGUGUAUAAAUAAAGGAUAAAGUGUGAAAGAUUAA
Messenger RNA from Scylla paramamosain (green mud crab), 6378 nucleotides. RefSeq names its product serine/arginine repetitive matrix protein 2-like. The transcript has 16 exons. Gene Ontology annotation, molecular function: RNA binding. The record is from RefSeq and is a predicted model, not a curated record. Gene Ontology annotation, biological process: regulation of cell cycle; regulation of mRNA splicing, via spliceosome. Bases 516 to 5360 code for a protein of 1614 amino acids. NCBI's taxonomy places the organism in Eukaryota, Metazoa, Arthropoda, Malacostraca, Decapoda, Portunidae.